UUGGCAGUGGAUCGGCUGCAGUAUCGGUGAUUUCUAUUGUUGGUGAUAUUUCCGGGAUUUUUGGGGGUCAAGGUCAGAGAAGGCAAGAAGGUUUUGGAGAGUGCAGGUCGAUUACCUGAAUUGAAUUGAAAUUUCAUUCCGAAUUAUGUUGUGGAUUGUUGUCAUGCUGUCCCUCGUGGGCCACUGCGCGGCGUUAUUACCCACAUUUGGAAUUUGUCCGGAAGUAGAAACCAUUGAACGUCUCAAUAUGACUACGUUCAUGGGGAAGUGGUAUGAAGCUGAAAGGUACUUUUCCAUCGUCGAGUUUGGGGCCAAGUGUGGGACUUUUAACUAUUCCGCUGGCCAGAAUGGAGCUUUGAGAAUUGUUACGUCUCAAACAUCAGCAUUAACUGGCAUUGAAUCGAACCUUGAAGCUAUUGCUCGCCCAAUUAGCAGAGCAGAUGAUCCGAAACUGACAGUUUCCUAUCCAUCACUUCCGAUCCAAUACCCGACACCUCAUUGGGUUUUAGGAACAGAUUAUGAUUCAUACGCUGUUCUCUGGAGUUGCACAAACAUGGGAGUAUUCAGCAUCAAGAGUGCCUGGAUUUUAACUAGAGAACGUCAGCCACCAGUACCUGUAGUGGAGAAGGCUUACAAAAUCCUCGACAAAAAUCACAUCAGCCGAGCAUUUUUCUACAGAACAGACCAGAAGAAUUGUCCAGCUAAAAGGAAUUAGUUUAAUUUUGUGAUAGA
Messenger RNA from Diachasma alloeum, 732 nucleotides. Its product is annotated as apolipoprotein D. The record is from RefSeq and is a predicted model, not a curated record. Gene Ontology annotation, molecular function: pigment binding. The transcript has 5 exons. Lineage: Eukaryota; Metazoa; Arthropoda; Insecta; Hymenoptera; Braconidae. The coding region runs from base 146 to 715 and encodes 189 amino acids.